AUGAAUUUAGAAUUAAUAAUAUUCAGCAUACUUUUAUCAUUCAUAAAUGCUGAUUGUGGUGGAGAAUUUAAAAUAGUAUGUUAUUUUUCAUCAUGGACUGGCAUUCAUCCUGAAGCAAAAAAUUGUACGCAUAUUGUAUAUACAUUUGCACGCAUUGAAGAUGAUAAUACACUGACUGGUGUAUGGAAUAAUCCAUUGAAAGAAUUUAAAGCCAAUAAAGAUCCAGAUUUAAAAGUCUUCUUAGCUGUUGGCGGACAAGAUUAUGCUAUAAGACGAGCUAAUGAAAUGAUGUCCAAAGAUGAAUUCCGCCAAAAAUUUGUUAUCUCAACAACAAAACUUUUACGAACUCAUGAAUUCGAUGGAAUUGAUUUAAAUUUCGAACCAAGUGAAGCUUUAGGACCACCAUCAACACCUAAUCCACAAUUAAUUGAAGACAAAAAAAGAUUUUCAGUACUUUGUAAAGAUCUGCAAGAAGAAUAUGCUGAAGAAGCUGGUCGAACAGGACGAACACGUUUAUUACUUACGAUAACAAUAUCCGGAAUAAAAAAACAACUUGAAUCACGUUUUGAAUUAGAUGAACUCGCAAAAUGUGCAGAUUGGCUUAAUGUUCAAACAUAUGAUUAUCGUGGUUCACGAGACAAAAUUGCAGAACAUCAUAGUGCUUUGAUGCCAGCAGCAGGUGCUACAGAUGAUGAUAAAGAUUUAAAUCAAGAUUCAGCAAUUAAAUAUAUUAUUAGUACGGGUAUUGAACCAUCGAAAUUAUUACUUGGUUUACCAACAUUUGGAAAAAAAUUUCGUUUAACUAGUGAUCUACAUGAUCUUGGUAGUCCUGCUACAAGUGUAGGCAGUGUACCUUAUACAGAACUCUGUCGUAAUACAAUGUCUGGUUGGCAACGGGUUUUUCUCGAUGAUCGUAAAGUACCAAUUAUGAUCAAAGGUGAUGAAGUUAUUGGUUAUGAUGAUCUUCAAAGUAUGGAACUUAAAAUUAAUUAUGCUAAAGAACAACGUCUUGGUGGUAUUGUUAUAUAUCCUGUUAAUUUUGAUGAUAGUGCUGGUCAAUUAUGUAAUCAAGGAAAAUUUCCUAUUGUUUCACUUGUUAAAGAAUUAACAUCAAAUUAUACUGUAUCAUGUUUACCAUUAACAACACCACCUUUAAAUACAACAACAGCACCAAAAAAUCGUACAAAAAAUAUAACACCAAAAUGGAAAAUUCCACGUACAGAAUAUUUAGGUACUAAUUUAGGACUGAAUAGACCUCAUCGUAGAGUAUAUAAUUCAGCAUCUUUAAUAAGAUCAAUUUAUAUAAUUCAAUAUCUUUUAUUUAGCUUUUUAUUUCUUCUUGUAUAA
This is a messenger RNA of Adineta steineri, 1347 nucleotides long. Lineage: Eukaryota; Metazoa; Rotifera; Eurotatoria; Adinetida; Adinetidae. The record is from the annotation of a GenBank genome assembly.